AUGCACAAAUCUUGUUUUCUUAUUGAUUCAGAUAUACUAGUUGAAGAAGAUCCAGCACCUUGUGCAUUCUCAGGGAAUGGCCGUCAGUGUGUCAUGAACGGCACCGAAUGUAAGGGUGGAUGGGUUGGACCCAACGGAGGCAUCACCAACUUUGAUAACUUUGCAUUUGCAAUGCUGACUGUGUUCCAGUGCAUAACCAUGGAAGGRUGGACUGAUGUGUUGUACUGGGUAAAUGAUGCAAUAGGAUGUGAGUGGCCAUGGAUCUAUUUUGUUAGUCUUAUCAUCCUUGGCUCAUUUUUCGUACUUAACCUGGUUCUUGGUGUACUUAGUGGAGAGUUUUCUAAAGAAAGRGAAAAAGCCAAGGCCCGAGGAGACUUUCAGAAGUUACGUGAAAAACAGCAGCUUGAAGAAGAUCUGAAGGGGUAUUUGGACUGGAUUACCCAGGCAGAAGACAUUGACCCUGAGAAUGAUGAAGAGGCUGAUGAAGAAGGCAAAAGGAACAGGCUUACACUGGCUGACUUAAUGGAAGACAAGAAGAAAAGCAGACUUAGCUGCUUUGGCCGUUCUUCCAAAAAACAUGCGAGCAUGCCCACCAGCGAGACCGAGUCGGUGAACACCGAGAACGUCAGCGGGGAAGGGGAGAGCCCUCCGUGCUGCGGCAGCUUGUGUCAAACCAUCUCAAAAUCCAAAUUCAGUCGACGCUGGCGUCGCUGGAACCGAUUUAACAGAAGAAAAUGUAGGGCUGCAGUAAAAUCUGUCACAUUUUAUUGGCUUGUUAUUGUCUUGGUCUUUUUGAACACGUUAACUAUCUCAUCAGAGCAUUACAAUCAACCUGACUGGCUGACCCAGAUCCAAGAUAUCGCAAAUAAAGUUCUUCUGGCUUUAUUCACCUGUGAAAUGUUAGUAAAGAUGUACAGCUUGGGCCUACAGGCUUAUUUUGUUUCUCUCUUUAACCGCUUUGAUUGCUUCGUUGUUUGUGGUGGCAUUGUUGAAACCAUUUUGGUGGAGUUGGAAAUUAUGUCACCCCUUGGAAUUUCAGUGUUUCGCUGUGUUCGUCUCCUGCGUAUUUUUAAAGUAACAAGGUAA
This is a messenger RNA of Malurus melanocephalus (red-backed fairy wren), 1086 nucleotides long. Its product is annotated as voltage-dependent L-type calcium channel subunit alpha-1D-like. The record is from RefSeq and is a predicted model, not a curated record. Gene Ontology annotation, cellular component: voltage-gated calcium channel complex; membrane. Bases 1 to 1086 code for a protein of 361 amino acids. Lineage: Eukaryota; Metazoa; Chordata; Aves; Passeriformes; Maluridae. Gene Ontology annotation, molecular function: high voltage-gated calcium channel activity. Gene Ontology annotation, biological process: calcium ion import across plasma membrane. The transcript has 9 exons.